Messenger RNA from Aspergillus ibericus CBS 121593, 2730 nucleotides. RefSeq names its product CCAAT displacement transcription factor COY1. Gene Ontology annotation, cellular component: Golgi membrane. Gene Ontology annotation, biological process: intra-Golgi vesicle-mediated transport. The record is from RefSeq and is a predicted model, not a curated record. Lineage: Eukaryota; Fungi; Ascomycota; Eurotiomycetes; Eurotiales; Aspergillaceae. The transcript is spliced from 4 exons. Bases 306 to 2591 code for a protein of 761 amino acids.
GUCUGGGACCUGCCGGCAUGGUGUCCAGGAGAACUCAUCUUGCACCGAUCAGUGAGUGCUACUGCUAUCAUUGCUGAAGAGCCAAAGUCCAUUCAUUUGCCUGUUGCAUCCGCUCACGGUUGUUGUUGUCGUCACGCGGUCGGAAGAUCAUCGGGCCGGUCGGCGUGUCAGGGCCUCCGCAUCGCUGUAGUUAACUGGCUUCAUUUACUUGUCACUCCGGAUAGUGGUUGCCGGUCUGGUCUCGGAUGGGGGUGUUGCGCUGACUUUCGACUUUCUGAGGCGGUUUGAUAUCAGAAAUCUCCAACAUGGACGCCUUCGCCAUCACGGAAGGCAUCGUCCCUGAGAACAACCAGGAUGCCCACAACUCCGAAGCGGCCGCCGCCAAGUUGCCGGAAGGAGCUAACAAGUUCCAGCGUGCCAUUGCGGCCUGGAGAGGUAUUGAUCUGUCCAACACCAUCGCAAAGCUAGACAGUACAGCCUCCGACAUCGUCGCUGAGCAACGCGAUGCGCUCGUUCAGCGAAAGGACCUCGCGCAGAAGACGAAAGACUUCCGGAAGCUAGACGAUGCAUCGAAGCUGACAGAGUAUAAGGGUCUCCUGAAAGCCUACCAGGGGUUUAUCGAUCUCCUCACGAACCAGGGAAAGGCCUCCUCGUCUGCGUUCUUGCAGCUAUACUCGUCCUUGUCUGAGGCGCCCGAUCCGUACCCUCUCCUCGAAGCAUCCAUCGAUUCCCUCGUCCACUCCGAAGAAACCGUCCCCAAAUUGACCUCGGAGCGUGAUCGGCUGCAAGGCUCCGUCGACCGUCUUACCUCGCAGUUGGAGGAUACCGAGAAGCGUCUGCAGGAAGAACGAGCGGCGAGGAAGAAGCUAGAGGAGAACCAGGAGUCGAAGAUUAAGGAAGUCGAGGAGUCGUGGUCGGCAGUGCUGUCGGAGAAAACGAACAAUUGGACGGCCAAGGAGAAGAGCUUGGAAGAGAAAGUGGAGAACCAGGAGCGCUUGGUGAAGGAAUUGAAGGCAAGCUAUGAGGUGUCACAACGCUUGGGCCAGGAAGACGAGGGUGGCGACGGCGCCCAUGGAGCUAGCGCUGCGGAGCUGGAAUUGGUGUCCGCCGAGUUGGAGAAGACCGGCUUGAGAUUGGCGGAAGUCGAAGCAAGGAAUGAGCAACUGACGCUCGAGCUGGCUCAAGCCGUUUCGCACUCGCAGUCGGGCCACGCGGCGUCCGUCGAAGACGAUCCUGCUUAUCUGCGUCUUCAGUCGGAGAACUCUUCCCUCUUGCGCAAGCUUGAUGCUGCCCGGUUCGAUAAGGAGUCCGAGCGACACUCAUGGGAGUCCAAAUACUCGCAGGCUGAGAGGCAGAUCACCAACAUUACUGCGGAGAAGGAAGAGCUGCGCUCGAAGUUGGAGAAGGUAGCCGACUACGAAGACAUUCGUCGUGAACUGGAGAUGAUCAAGUCUAUUGAGUUCUCUCCCGGUGAUGACGACGAUGCUGCCGAUCUUACGGACACUGCAAACACUAACGGCGCAGCUGCCAAGGCUCAGGAUGGUUCCAAGAAUAAGAAUAGCCUGGAGCAGCUUUUGAUGGCUCGGAAUAAGAAGCUGACAGAUGAGCUCACUAUUUUGCGAGUAUCUCAUCGCGAUCUGCAAGGUCAGCUUGAGGCGCUUCGCGAUGAUCUCUCAAUCACGAAAGAGGAGCUGGAGAAGUCUCAGAAGCUGUCCACCACGCUUGAAAAUGAUCUUCUCCGUGUACAAGAGGAGGCUGCCAACGCAUUCCCGUCAUCAGCCAUGUCUGUAGCAGGCACCUACACCUCCAAAUACCCGCACUCAUCCCGCCGGGGGGCUGUAUCUCCCACCUCCUCCAUCAUCUCGGGCUUUGACCAGUCCGCCGCUUCCGCCAACGCCAUGGAUUCCAUCCGUGCCGGAGAGCCGGUCGGAGGUGGCUCCGGUCUUUUGCCUAUGAUUCAAGCCCAGCGAGAUCGCUUCAAGAAGAAGAAUGCUGAGCUGGAGGAAGAACUGUCAAAGCUGUACGGUACGGUGAAGUCGCUGAGACAGGAAGUGGCCUCACUCCAGAAGGACAACCUCAGCCUGUAUGAGAAGACGCGAUAUGUCUCAACAUACAGUCGUGGUCCAGGCGCAUCAUCAUCGGCAUCUGCCUAUGCAAACAAGCCCAACACUUCCUCCAUUCACUCGUCCGCGGAUACGCCGUCGGGGCUCUCCCUCGAUCGGUAUCAAUCCGCAUACGAGGCCCAAAUCUCACCGUUCGCCGCUUUCCGUGGCCGCGAGUCUGCGCGUGCAUACAAGCGCAUGAGCCUGCCCGAGCGGAUCGUAUUUUCUCUCACCCGAAUCAUUCUCGCCAACCGAACCAGCCGGAACCUUUUCGCGGGUUAUUGCUUUGCUCUACACAUUCUCCUCUUUGUCGUGCUGUAUAUGAUGAGUAGCAUGGAGAUCGAGAAGCACAGUAGCGCAAGCCUGGGUGCAGCUGCUGCGGCAGCCAUGGCCGGUGGUGGUGUCGGCGGCGGUGGCGGCGGCGGCUAUGGAAGCCAGCAGCUUCAUGGAGACGACUGGCAGCAGGAAGGCUUUAACCACGCAAGUUAAUCUUAUGACUUAUUGUAUUCAUAGCCCGUUGGGAGCGACGAAUCAUUCAGGGGCGUUUGUUGGUGGGCGGUUACGAUCUGGUGCUGACUUUUCUAUGUGAAUAUCCUAUGUUCUUCUACAAUGCAAAUACUUCUAUGUG